AUUUAACUUGCUUGUCCAUUAAGGAAAGAUAUAUAUAUAUAUAUAUUUCUUUAUAUUUUAAAGAUAUCAAUUCGUCUCUUAUAAUCUAUUUAUUAAAUAACUAAUUAAUUUAAAAAAAAAAAAAAGAAAAAAAGAGGUCGAAAGAUGGCAACUAUCAGUGAACCUGGAAUGAAACCAAUUCCUGAUGCAGUGAAUAAAAUAUCUCUCAGCACUCCUGCUACAACAACAGGCAACGGACCAGAACUUACCUUCUCAUCGACACUAGAUGACGCAGAGAAUCUCGAACAGCUCGGACCUGUCAUCAAGCAGAUUACUGAAUCAGGAAAACAAUCUGCUUUUCUAGACCAACUUGAUGCUCUUAUUCGAAAAAAGGAUGGAGAGAUUGAACGCAUGUGCAAUGCUCAUUACCAGGAAUUUGUUCACGCUGUUGAUCAACUUCUUAAAGUGCGACAAGGAUCAGUCAACUUGCGCCGAAAAAUUGCUGAUGUGAAUACUGGCUUACAAGCCAGAGGAAAACAUUUGACUGAAAAGAAAAAAGAACUUAUCGAGGCCAAACGUGUUCAGCAAAACGUAGACAAUGCAAUCGAAGCAUUAAAGACAAGCCUUGUAGUACUUGAAUUGGCUAACAAAGUCAAUCAACAAUUGGAUGAAAAGAAAUAUUAUUCAGCUUUAAAGACUUUGGAUGGCCUUGAACAUGAUCGUCUUAGAGAAAUAUCCAAUUACAGCUUUACCCAACGGCUCGAGAAAGGUGUGCCUGUUAUGCAAAACACAAUCAAAGGUACAGUUACAGUCGAACUCAAAGAAUGGUUGGCAAGAGUGCGCGAAGUGUCGCGUGAGAUUGGAUCGUUGGCUAUGCAAAGAAUGCAAGAAAGACAAGAUAGAUGGAGAACUAAAACAAUCGAAAAUCCAAAAUUAAAGAAUUUGCAGCACCACAAUGUUAAUUCUGCAAUUGAGAUGGUCGUUAAUGAAGGCCAAGAAUCAAGCAUUGUCGAUGAAGUCAGUAUUGAUUUUGAACCUCUUUAUCGAUGCAUUCAUGUGUACGAUACCCUUGGAAAACGCCAUGAAUUUAAAACGUCAUAUGAAGAAGACCGACGUGCACAAGCAAACCUGGCAUUAUCAUCACCAAUCAAUUUGAGAGACGGUAAUCUUGGGCCUUUCCAAACACUUCUUCAAGAUAUCGUGGGUUUUUUUAUUAUAGAACACAUUAUUCUGCACAACACAAGCGAGUUCAGAAGUCAGCUAAAUAAAUUUAAUCCCAAAACAAACAAACAGGUCGAUGCUCUUUGGGAAAUGGUUACAAGCAAGGUUAUGAUGGUAGUAUCUGAAAGUCUAAAGGGAUGCAGAGACCCAGAAUUGUUCCUGAGAAUCAAGUUUAGUUUGUUGAUCUUCAUCCAGACCCUUGAAGGCUUUGAUUACUUCGUAAAGCCCCUUCAAGAAACUUUGCUUGCCCUCUUCCAGAGAUACUCAGAGCUAUUAAUCAACCAAUACAGUGAAGUAUUCGAAAAGAUUGUUCAAGAAGAUGAGUGUAUGCCCAUGACAGUAGAAAAGGAGGAUGAGCUCAAAGAGGUCAUGCAAUAUACCCGAUUCAGACCUGACAAAGAAUUCUUGAAACUACACGGGUUCCCGCUGCGUCUUCCUUUCUCAAAAGUAUUUCCUACUUGUUGUCGUGAUGUGAGCGCUUUUGUACAUCAAUUCUAUCAGUUUGCCGAAGGAUUCUCUCAAACCCACGGAGAGAUGGAUGAUAUAUUGAAAAAGGCUGUUGACAGUCUGUUGAUUAAAAAAGUCAAUGCGAUUUUACUCAAAAAACUGGAGUCAACCAAUCUAUCACAGAUUGUACAGAUUAUCAUCAAUAUCGAAUUUUUCGAGUCUACCUGUCCUGAUUUUGAGAUGCUUCUAAUGGAAACAAGAUCUUUUCAUCGCUCUGGUCGCAUUCAUCUCAAGGCUACCUCAACAUUUAAAGAAACAAGACGGAAAGCAGAGAAGCGUAUUUUCGAGCUAGUCAACUCAAAAUUGGAUGAAUUCUUGGAGCUUUCAGAAUACGAUUGGGAAUCGACCGAGUUGCAGAGACAACCCAGUCCAAACCUACAGGACCUUGUCUACUUUUUGACAAAUGUAACCAAUGCAGCCUUACUAAAUUUGCCUGAAUCCAUCAAAAGUUUACUUUACUUUGAUGCUCUUGAGCAUUUGUGUCAAUCAAUGAAGGCUCUUUUAUUAGAUUCUGACCAAAGAACAAUUACAGAGAUUGCGCUUCAUAACUUUAGUAUUGAUGUAGAAUUCAUCGAAGACUUUGUCCGCAAUCUUGGUGAUCCAGCCAUCACAGAUACUUUCCUUGAACUACGACAGCUUUUGGAUCUUGCUAUGAGCGAGAAUUCUGAAGAGUACUUGUCGCCACCAGUGAGAAACCGAAAAUACAACCGUGUCCAGGGUAGAGAUGUCAUUAUGCUCUUUGAAAAGUUGCUUCGUGAAUCUCCAUCAACAAAUGGAUUGAAUCAACAGCAAAAGAUACGACGUAGAUCCAUGGAGAAUGUGGCAAGAGUUCUUCGCUCUGUUCAUAUUGGAGGACGAUAAAUAGAGUAUAUUUUCUUUUUCUUUUUCUACAAGACAUCUCCUCUUCUUUUUGUUAUUAUUUAUAUAUCCAUAACCUUCAAUUCCUUUGUUUUCGGUUCUUUUCUAUACAUUUAUACCUCGUACAAAAAAAAGAGAGAGGAAGACAAAUUUUGUGGCAUUACAUCUUCUUUGCCAGUUUGGCAAGACUAGCUUCAGCCUUUGCAAUUCCGAGAUCAGCUGCACGCUCAAAUCUAGUCUUCGCAUCUUUAAGUUUUCCAGUAGCUUCAUAUACGCAAGCAAGAUUGUACUGAACUUCACCGUCAAGAGGAUUGAAGUUCGAGGCUUGCUCAAGAUGUUUGAUUGCAUUAGGAAUGUCCUUCAACAUAAUAUAAGCAGAUGCGAUGUUGGUGUGGGCAUCAGCAGAGUGAGGGGUGAAUUCAAGCGAGCGUUCAAAUGAUUUGAUAGCAUCUUUAUGCUUUCCCAUCUGAAAGUAACAGACACCAAUGUUAAAGUAACCAGCACCACUUGGGGCAAUCUGGACACUCUUGUGGUAAUUGUUCAUAGCCAUGUCAAUAGAGCCAUUGUUCAUGUGUUCAGUACCAAGCUUUAUCUGUUCCUCGGCAUCAGCAAUGCGGUCAAACUUUGGUGCACUGACAGUGAAUUUUCGAGUAGCAAUAUGUGUUACACGAGGGGCGACAUGAACUGCAGCGCGAAUUGUAACGGGAAAAGGCAAUCGCUUGGUGGUCAGCUGUCUAAUGAUGGACAUUGGU
This is a messenger RNA of Phycomyces blakesleeanus NRRL 1555(-), 3317 nucleotides long. RefSeq lists its product as hypothetical. Gene Ontology annotation, biological process: exocytosis; Golgi to plasma membrane transport; intracellular protein transport. The coding region runs from base 145 to 2568 and encodes 807 amino acids. The transcript has 22 exons. Gene Ontology annotation, cellular component: exocyst; membrane. The record is from RefSeq and is a predicted model, not a curated record. NCBI's taxonomy places the organism in Eukaryota, Fungi, Mucoromycota, Mucoromycetes, Mucorales, Phycomycetaceae.